This is a messenger RNA of Ylistrum balloti, 1524 nucleotides long. Its product is annotated as involucrin-like. The transcript has 2 exons. Lineage: Eukaryota; Metazoa; Mollusca; Bivalvia; Pectinida; Pectinidae. The record is from RefSeq and is a predicted model, not a curated record. Bases 1 to 1524 code for a protein of 507 amino acids.
AUGAACCACAGAGACAGGAACGGGACACACAGAGAAAGAUAUAGGAACCACAGAGACAGGAACUGGAAACACAGAGAAAGAGACAGGAACCACAGAGACAGGAACUGGAAACACAGAGAAAGAGACAGGAACCACGGAAACAGGAACGGGACACACACAGAAAGAGACAUGAACCACAGAGACAGGAACGGGACACACAGAGAAAGAGACAGGAACCACGGAAACAGGAACGGGACACACAGAGAAAGAGACAGGAACCACAGAGACAGGAACUGGAAACACAGAGAAAGAGACAGGAACCACAGAGACAGGAACUGGAAACACAGAGAAAGAGACAUGAACCACAGAGACAGGAACCGGAAACACAGAGAAAGAGACAGGAACCACGGAAACAGGAACUGGAAACACAGAGAAAGAGACAUGAACCACAGAGACAGGAACUGGACACACAGAGAAAGAGACAGGAACCACAGAGGCAGGAACUGGAAACACAGAGAAAGAGACAGGAGACAGGAACUGGACAACACAGAGAAAGGAAACACAGAGAAAGAGACAGGAACCACAGAGACAGGAACUGGAAACACCGAGAAAGAGACAGGAACCACAGAGACAGGAACUGGAAACACAGAGAAAGAGAAGGAACCACAGAGACAGGAACUGGAAACACAGAGAAAGAGACAGGAACCACAGAGACAGGAACUGGAAACACAGAGAAAGAGACAGGAACCACGGAAACAGGAACUGGAAACACAGAGAAAGAGACAGGAACCACAGAGACAGGAACUGGAAACACAGAGAAAGAGACAGGAACCACAGAGAGACAGGAACCGGAAACACAGAGAAAGAGACAUGAACCACAGAGACAGGAACCGGAAACACAGAGAAAGAGACAGGAAACACACAGAGAAAGCGACAGGAAUCACAGAGACAGGAACUGGAAACACAGAGAAAGAGACAGGAACCACAGAGACAGGAACUGGAAACACAGAGAAAGAGACAGGAACCACAGAGGCAGGAACCGGAAACACGGAGAAAGAGACAGGAAUCACAGAGACAGGAACUGAAAACACAGAGAAAGAGACAGGAACCACGGAGACAGGAACUGGACACACAGAGAAAGAGACAGGAACUGAAAGAGACAGGAACCACAGAGACAGGAACUGGAAACACAGAGAAAGAGAUAGAACCACAGAACACAACUGGAAACACAGGAACUGGAGAAAGAGACAGGAAUCACAGAAACAGGAACUGGAAACACAGAGAAAGAGACAGGAACCACAGAGACAGGAACUGGAAACACAGAGAAAGAGACAGGAACCACAGAGACAGGAACUGGAAACACAGAGAAAGAGACAGGAACCACAGAGACAGGAACUGGAAACACAGAGAAAGAGACAUGAACCACAGAGACAGGAACUGGACACACAGAGAAAGAGACAGGAACUACAGAGACAGGAACUGGACACACAGAGAAAGAGACAGGAACCACAGAGACAGGAACUGGAAAAACAGAGAAAGAUAUAG